This is a messenger RNA of Morone saxatilis (striped sea-bass), 464 nucleotides long. Its product is annotated as GTPase HRas. Gene Ontology annotation, cellular component: plasma membrane. The record is from RefSeq and is a predicted model, not a curated record. The coding region runs from base 1 to 357 and encodes 118 amino acids. Gene Ontology annotation, biological process: Ras protein signal transduction. The transcript is spliced from 4 exons. Gene Ontology annotation, molecular function: GTP binding; GDP binding; GTPase activity. NCBI's taxonomy places the organism in Eukaryota, Metazoa, Chordata, Actinopteri, Moronidae.
AUGAGGACAGGGGAGGGUUUCCUCUGUGUCUUCGCCAUCAACAACACCAAGUCUUUUGAGGACAUUCACCAGUACAGAGAACAGAUCAAACGUGUGAAGGACUCAGACGACGUUCCCAUGGUGCUUGUGGGAAACAAAUGUGACCUCCCAGCACGCACGGUGGACACAAGGCAAGCCCAGGAACUCGCCCGCUCCUACGGCAUCCCUUACAUCGAGACCUCUGCUAAGACACGACAGGGAGUAGAGGACGCCUUCUACACACUGGUUAGGGAGAUCAGACAGCAUAAGCUGCGGAAGCUGAACCCACCUGAUGAGAGUGGUCAGGACUGUAUGAGUUGUCGCUGUGUGGUAUCGUGAUGCAGCUGACUGUUGCACGUUGAGGAGAAAUGCUACAGCACAUAGUGGCAGCAUGGACUUAAAGAUAGAAAGAUAAAACAAGUCAAUGAUGAAAUAUAAACUUUUUU